GUUUUAAAAUUAAGUGUUAGUUUGGAGGAAUAAAAGGAAGAGUUCACGGAACAAAGACUGACAUGGCAUCGCCUGCGACAUGGUGCGUAUUAUUCCUUAGUAUACUGAUCGCGACGCCGUUUGCUCAAUGCUUUGAAACGGGGAUCAAUUUGGCUUUGAACAAGAACGCCAUGCAGUACUCGCAAGACCCUUUGCCCGAUGGCCUUUGGUCUGCGGAGAACGCUGUAGACGGUGACAAAACAUGCACUCCCGUGGAUAGCACACACUUCACUUUAUCUGGGCGAGGAAACCAACCUUGGUGGCAGGUCGAUCUCGGCAUAAUAUAUAAUAUCGAUCGUAUCAAGGUCUACGGUCGCCGCGAUUCAGUUCACGCACAACUACAAGGAUUUCUGAUACAUAUAUCUACUACUGCUAUAACAGAUAACACAUUCACAUUGCCAUUUAACCAGACACCGGAUACUAACAUUUACCCUGCAAAUGGUGUUUUCGACAUCCGCAUUUCUGUUACCCAAGCAAGAUAUCUGCGACUUAUUUUAGGGCACACAAGUAUUACACCAUUAAAUUGGAUUACAUGGCCUAUAGUUAUAUGUGAGGUUGAAGUGUUUGGACCAAAUGAACGAAUUUCCGAGCUAAUUCAAACCAUUCGAGGCGAUGUGACAGUUUCUAUGGGAAUUCCUGAGACAAAUGGAGGUUUAACGUUUUCAAAAGAUAAAGCUAUAGACCAUAAUACCCGAACUGAUCCAAAUGCAUGCGAUUGUUGUAGUAUAACCACGGACGGUUGGUGGAUGAUUGACCUUGGCAGGAGAUACCUCAUACAGGCCAUACAGGUUCUUGGAAGAUCAGACGCUCAUUUUAACGAAAACAAGCCAUUCACUGUAAGUGUUGGAGAUCUGAAAACAAAUUUAACGGAAAUAUACUCCGGGAACCCAAACCAAGGAAGUAAAUCGUAUUUCAUCACACUUAACCCUGCCAAGGUCAUACAAGUGAUUAAAGUGUGGAAAAAAACACCAGCGAUCCUAACAAUAUGCGAAUUUCAAGUAUACGGAUUAGAGUGUCUUGACGGUCAAUUUGGACAAGGAUGUCAACAUAAGGGAUUUUGUAACGGUACCUACGACAUGGCGACCGGAGAAUGCUUGACUUGUCUCGCUGGGUACGAAGGCCACACUUGCUCAAAAGCUUGCGAUAAGGGAUUCUUUGGACCUGACUGUAUAUAUCAAUGCGGACAUUGUUUGACUGGAUCACAUUGUGAUGCACAAACAGGAAUUUGUCCACAAGGAUGUGACAAUGGGUUUAAAGGUUUAUUUUGCAACCGCGGUUGUGAACACAACACCUAUGGAGAAAACUGCACCAGCCACUGUGGACAUUGCAGUUCAUUACCUUGUGAUUUAGUAAACGGGUAUUGCAGCGGGCAUGCAAAAGUUUGCGAACAGGGUUUUUUGCCUCCGAAAUGCGAUACAGAGUGUUUGGAUGGAACCUUCGGCGACGAAUGUAGGAGGAACUGUAGCAAGAACUGCUCUGGUGGCGACAUUUGCAACAAGAAAAAUGGUCUUUGUCCAAAUGGCUGUUUGCCAGGAUACAAUUUUACAGGAGAUCGUCUGUGUUUCACAGAAUGCAGGCUCGGAACAUACGGAUUGAAUUGUGCGGAAAACUGUGGUAACUGCAGGGAUGGUUUAUAUUGUAACACACAAAAUGGACAAUGUAUGUUCGGCUGUGAUCGGGGUUACCAAGGCGCAGAAUGUCAAAACGAAUGUGAAGAUGGUUGGUAUGGAGAAAACUGCAAUGUGACGUGUGGUUUUUGCAAAUAUAACGCUGUUUGUGACAAAGUGAGUGGAAACUGUAAAAGUGGUUGUGACAGGGGAUACCGUGGAAAGCAAUGUAAAAAUGAUGAAAAACAAGAUGAAAGUGCAACCUGCGAAGGGCAAACAGCGGUUGAACUGUUGGCAGCUUUCCUCUCGGUGUCAAUAAUAGGAAACGUAGUUACAGUUGCACUAUACUGCAGAACAAAAAUAUGGUUAAGACAAGGAAAAGAAGACACGACAAAUCAUUACACUGUGCCAGGACCAUCGAUGUCUUCUGAAUACUCCACAAUAGACGUAGCUGAAAUGAAUUCUAUUCCAACAGACAGACAUUAUGCAAAUGAUGGAUAAUAUGGAAAUUGACCACCGGCCUUAUGACGAUUAAUUGAUCUGUAGCUUACUUAUUGAAUAUUUAGUCAUGACGAUGUGUGUUCACUUUACUCGAGUGUUAAUAGUUUGGAUCAACUGUUUAGGCAAUAAAGAAAGACGAACACCCGAA
Mya arenaria is the source of this 2295-nucleotide messenger RNA. RefSeq lists its product as uncharacterized. The transcript has 15 exons. The coding region runs from base 63 to 2147 and encodes 694 amino acids. The record is from RefSeq and is a predicted model, not a curated record. Gene Ontology annotation, molecular function: scavenger receptor activity. NCBI's taxonomy places the organism in Eukaryota, Metazoa, Mollusca, Bivalvia, Myida, Myidae.